AAGGUUCCCGUCAAGAAAGGGAUGCGCAAGACUCGCUCAACUGUCCAAAACUCAUCUCUCUCAAAGCAAGCACACAUCCAUUCUUUAUCUCUUUCCCCUUGACCCUUAAAAUUUCUUCUUUUGUUGCGUCUUCUUCUCUAUUCAUUUUCUUUAGAUUCUGAAUUUCUGAGAAUAUUUUGGUUUUUAUCGUUGUUAAAGUCUUGAACAGAUAAAUAAGUGGAAGAACGGAAGGCUGAAAAGUUUCCAGAUCUGCUCCUCUGCUCUGCAUCCGCUCUCAGAAAGAACCUGCUGGUGUUGUAAGCUGGAGGCUUUCGCUUUUGUUGGACCAAAUGUCAGCUGUGCCAGAUCGGCGUGACCAUUUACCCGGCUUGACGCUUCACGCCAUCUUGGCUCAUGAUAAAAGAUAUCUGCCGCAGCCUACUCCCCGGCCUCCACCGGAAACUUCUUCAGGCCGCACGCUUCUUGAUAUAAUCCGUGACGAGGACCCCGCCAACAGAACCGGUGAUCCCAAAGACAGGAGAAGUUGGAAAAUAUUCCGAGACCGGCUUCGGCUUAAGCGCGCCGGCGCUGCUUGGACCUCGAGCGUACGUAUCCCGGCUUCGGAUAUCCCUAUCCAGAGUAACAAUGCCGAUCUUGGCUCGCAACUUUCCCGGCGAUCUUCGGCGAGGAUUCAGACUAACCCCUCCAAUAACUUGGGCGAGUCAACUCAGUCUGAAGAUCAAGUUAUCGCUUCUAGACCUACGUUCACACGCCGGACAUCGACUAGGCUUGCCGCGACUCCAAUUUCAACCGAGUCAACUCAAAACGACGGCACGCCGGAUGUUUCCAUGCCUAGUGAACUUCCGCCGUCUCGUAGCUUCAGGCCCCAGAUGUCCCACCGUAACUCAACGCGGGUUUCGUCAUCGAACCCUGAUUCCGACGAGCCCUAUGUGGACCCUUUCGAAGUUGGGCGGGAGGGAACUCGGCGGCUGGCAGCGGCCUUGGCCGAGGAGAGAGCGUUGUCUGCACGUGAGGCUGUUGUAGCCCAAGAGGCAGCACAAGCAGAGGCCGCUGCUGGGGAAGAUGCAGAAGAAACACCGGCGGCUGAAACUCCUACCGCGACGGAUGUGGCACCUGAAGUUGCUGCGGAAGAACCGCAGCCUCAAAGGAUAUCAUUAAUGGAUUUGUUAGAGGAGACGGAUAGAGAGACGGGGUUGGAGGGAUCUAGAUACUUGGGUGAAGAUAAAGAGGAAGAGGAGGAAGAAGGCGACAUGCAAGAAAUUGCAGGAGGAAUAGAGUAUAAUUGCUGCGUGUGCAUGGUGAGGCAUAAAGGUUCGGCGUUUAUACCAUGCGGACAUACGUUUUGCAGAUUGUGUUCAAGGGAGCUCUGGGUUCAGAGGGGAAAUUGUCCCUUAUGCAAUGGUUUCAUUUUGGAAAUACUUGACAUAUUUUGAUUUGUGAUUUGUCUCCCACCAUUUUGUUUGACGGAGGAGAAAAAUUUCCUCUCACACUUCUCUCUGUGUUAGUGUUCUUUUUUUUUUUUCAACUUGGUUUUAUGUUGAAUUGUUUUGAUAAAUUUUGGAAUAGCAAGUAAAUAUUAAUUUAAGAAUUAUUGGAGGCUGUAUCUAGUUAAUGUUAUUGGUGUUUCUGUAAUGUAUUUUGUCAUGUUGGUA
Mangifera indica (mango) is the source of this 1652-nucleotide messenger RNA. RefSeq lists its product as uncharacterized. Bases 330 to 1433 code for a protein of 367 amino acids. The transcript is spliced from 2 exons. Lineage: Eukaryota; Viridiplantae; Streptophyta; Magnoliopsida; Sapindales; Anacardiaceae. The record is from RefSeq and is a predicted model, not a curated record.